AUGGCCGUCAGACCCUCCUUUGACUCGCUCCCGCUCCGCAAGGACGGACCGCCCGGCAAUGCGUGGGGUUUAUACGGCGACGACGACGAGCUCGGCGCCCUCAAUCUGCUGACGCCCGAGACGACCACCAACGCCGCCAAGGAAAUAUUGGACGGCACGCGCGUGGCGACGGACUGGCCGCUGGACAGCAUGCAGCCGCCUGCAUUUAACAGACAGGCCUUCCACCACAGCAUCGUGAACAAGGCGCCGAGGGCCGUCAAUGACGACAUUGUCACCUUCAACACCCAGUCGAGCACGCAGUGGGAUGGCUUUCGCCACUACGGCGCUCGAGAGUGUGGCCGAUUUUACAAUGGCACGACGCAGGAGCAGAUAAUGGCCUCCGACAGGAUUGGCACGCAAGCCUGGGUCGAAACCGGCGGCAUUGUCGGUCGCGGUGUGCUUUUAGACUGGGCGGCUUGGGCCAAGAAAGAAGGACUCAACGUCAACGUGCACAGCCAGUACUCCAUCACCGCCGAGGCCCUAGGUCAGGUGGCAGCCAGCCAGGGCACCACUUUCAAGCAGGGCGACAUUCUCUUCAUUCGUACCGGGUUCACUGAGUCUUACGACAGCUUGACCGACGAAUCAAAGGCUGAGCUCACCAAAGAAUAUGCCCCAGCUACCAUUGGCCUUGAGAGCUCCAAGGCGACGCUGCGCUGGAUCUGGGACAAUGGCUUCGCGGCGAUUGCGGGCGACCAGCCGGCCAUGGAGGCCAUGCCGUUUCCGCAGCACGAGUUUGUGCUCCAUGAGUGGCUGCUUCCAGGCUGGGGCAUGCCGAUUGGCGAACUGUUUAAUCUGAAGAAGCUGAGUGAGGAAUGUCAAAAAAGAAGGCGUUGGACUUUUUUCUUCAGUAGCAUGCCCAUUUAUGUCAGAGGUGGCGUCGCCAGCCCACCUAACGGUGUUGCCAUCUUUUGA
Messenger RNA from Akanthomyces muscarius, 951 nucleotides. RefSeq lists its product as uncharacterized. NCBI's taxonomy places the organism in Eukaryota, Fungi, Ascomycota, Sordariomycetes, Hypocreales, Cordycipitaceae. Bases 1 to 951 code for a protein of 316 amino acids. The record is from RefSeq and is a predicted model, not a curated record. The transcript has 3 exons. Gene Ontology annotation, molecular function: arylformamidase activity.